AUGUCUACCCUCACAGUCCACGGUCUUACCAAAGGCCAAAUAGAUGAGAAGAUUCUGCUCCUAACACACAACCUGAUCAACAUCCACGACACAACUGGCGAAUUUCUCUUGAAAUUAGACGAUGGUCGUGUAAUCGAUACCAAAGGCUGGGACGGCUGGGAAUGGACGCACGGCAUUGGACUCUACGGCCUAUGGCACUACUACACGCUGACGGGCAGCACGGCCACGCUCGAUAUAAUCAAGGGCUGGUUCGACAAACAGCUCAGCAAAGGCACUACCAAAAACAUCAAUACCAUGAGCCCGUUCCUCACAUUGGCCUACCUGUAUGAAGAGACGGGAAACAAGACGUUUGUUCCUUGGUUGGAUACGUGGGCGGAGUGGGUCAUGCAUGGUUUGCCCCGCACAAAGUUUGGUGGUUUCCAGCAUGAGACAUACAACUCUUUCAACAAAGAUGAGCUAUGGGAUGACACACUCAUGAUGAGUGCUCUGCCCCUCGCCAAGAUUGGUCUCACUCUGAAUCGACCCGAAUAUGUCGAGGAAGCCAAGCGUCAAUUCAUCCUGCAUUGCCAGUACCUAUGCGACACAAGCACAGGUCUGUUCUUCCACGGCUGGAAGUGGGAAGACAAGGGUGGAUUGGAAGUCGGACACAACUUUGCGGGGGCCCGAUGGGCUCGCGGGAACUCGUGGUUAACAAUCGCGAUUCCGGAUUUUAUCGAGUUGCUGGACCUGAAGGAGACGGAUCCUCUUCGGCUUUUCCUCGUUGGUAUACUUGAGUCGCAAUGCCGGGCGCUACUGAAGCUGCAAUGUGAGAAUGGUAUGUGGCGAACGCUCCUCGAUAUCCCGGUCGAGGAAGGCAGCUAUGAGGAAGCGUCAGCCACUGCAGGCUUCGCAUACGGCAUGCUCAAAGCUUGCCGAAAGCGAUAUAUCAGUGGAGAGGUUUACCUGCAGAGUGCGGUUAAGGCGAUCAAAGCCGUCAUGAGCAAAAUCAGCGCAGAGGGCGAGUUGACGGAGACUAGCUUUGGUACAGCCAUGGGACAUGACUUGCAACAUUACAAGGAUAUUAAGAUUACGAGUAUGCCGUAUGGACAGGCCAUGGCCAUCAUGGCGCUAGGAGAGUUCAUGAGAACUUUUAUCUAG
This is a messenger RNA of Pyrenophora tritici-repentis Pt-1C-BFP, 1137 nucleotides long. Its product is annotated as unsaturated glucuronyl hydrolase protein. The record is from RefSeq and is a predicted model, not a curated record. Gene Ontology annotation, biological process: carbohydrate metabolic process. Lineage: Eukaryota; Fungi; Ascomycota; Dothideomycetes; Pleosporales; Pleosporaceae.